Messenger RNA from Thecamonas trahens ATCC 50062, 417 nucleotides. RefSeq lists its product as uncharacterized. The record is from RefSeq and is a predicted model, not a curated record. NCBI's taxonomy places the organism in Eukaryota, Apusomonadida, Apusomonadidae. The coding region runs from base 100 to 417 and encodes 105 amino acids. The transcript has 2 exons.
GGCCCACUCGACCACACUGAGUGGCGCGUACGGGACGGAGGAACAUCGAUCAUCACGAUCUAGAGGCACAAGUAGCGCAGGCGAGGAUUGGGGUGUAUCAUGGCUGAUCCGUCACCGGCACUUCCGGAGAACAAGGGCCCGCGGCCAGCGUGCUUGUUCGACGAGCUGCCACCGUUGCACGAGCUGGCGGCUCGGACUAUGACCAUGGACGAGAUGUUCCUCCUCCUUGACUGCUAUCGGGUGCCGGCCGAGGUUGCCGGAGAGCUCAUUGCGCUCGGUGUCAACACCAUCGACAGCAUUCUCAACCUUGAUCACUCUGUUCAGGUUGCCCACUUUCAGUUUGAGCGGCGGCGGCAGCUCAACCUCUUCAUGCGCAACUUGUUUAAUGACCUGCAUGCACCGGCUCCCCCGAGGUAA